Messenger RNA from Erpetoichthys calabaricus (reedfish), 5599 nucleotides. RefSeq lists its product as uncharacterized. Gene Ontology annotation, biological process: proteolysis. The transcript has a single exon. The record is from RefSeq and is a predicted model, not a curated record. Gene Ontology annotation, molecular function: RNA-DNA hybrid ribonuclease activity; aspartic-type endopeptidase activity; nucleic acid binding. Bases 19 to 3174 code for a protein of 1051 amino acids. Lineage: Eukaryota; Metazoa; Chordata; Cladistia; Polypteriformes; Polypteridae.
AUUCCGUGGUCCUAGGAAAUGACAGGGACCCCCAGCCAUUCCUUUCAGUUACCUCUGCUUACCCGUCAUGCUGACACAGAUCCUUUACUGACUUUGAUAGUAAAUGGCAAGGAAACUGUCUUUCUUGUGGACACGGGGGCCACACGCUCCACUUUGUCACUGCUGGAGGUUCCUGCCUCGAAGGACACUGUAAGAAUUCUCACUGCUUCAGGACAGCCACACACUUUACUAGUUUCAAAACCUCUGAAAGUGCAACUCAGCACGGACAGCUCUUCAUUAACUCAUCGCUUCCUGUUAAAUCAUCUGUGCCCUGUCAAUCUACUAGGAAGAGACCUCAUGACUAAACUGUCAGUCUCAAUCUCACUGACAGAACAAGGAUUUUACUGCUCCACUCCUAAGCUCCUGUGCCAAAUCUCCCCACACCCCAAACCCUCUUUUGCAGCCUGGACCCCAGACAUCUCCCCACACACUCUUCUCCUUAAAGCCCUGCACUCUUUUCCCUCAUGCCUUUAUCACCACUUACAGGUCCCCGACACCCUACACUGUACUGCCCAAUAUUUCCCCACUGAAGUAGACACACCUUGGUUAGAAUCUUUUCUCUCUUCAGGUAUUUGCCCCGAGACCCUUCAUAUUCCUUGCAUUUUUAUUUCAUCUACUAAAGCUGCUGCUUCAGUACACCUCACAUAUUCACAAAGCAUUUUCUAUUUAGGGGGUUCAGUCCCCCAUAUGUCUUUGGCCAAAUCUAACACCGUUCGAUGGGUCGAACUUGGGGAAUGGGUCGAGCAAUGUCUAAAUAGGACUGAUUGGCUAUAUGUUGCUCCAGGCAUUUUUGAUACUCCAGACCAUCUGAUAACAAAAGUGUUAAUCCAAAUUGACCUGCCGGUCGUUCGUUCCCUCUGUCAACCAUCUGUUUCUCUAUGCUCUCUACAAACUGAUUUUUUCCCAUGGCUUUCUUCAAUUCCUGACACCCUAUGGUCUCAGGGAAAAAACAAUUUUGGCAGGAUCAUAAAUUGUGAACCUCUGGUUGUUUUUCCAAAAUCAUCCUUCCGUCCUCGCCGUGCGCAAUAUCCUCUUUCUCCCGAGGCCGAACUGGGAAUUGCAGCUGUGCAUAAAGAGCUUGUUGAAAGGGGGGCUAUAAUUCCUAUCAAAUAUUCUCCUGUAAACUCUCCUAUUCUACCAGUAAAGAAAGCUGAUGGCUCUUGGCGCUUUGUCCAAGAUCUCAGACAAGUUAAUUCUGCUAUUUUUCCUAGGGCACCGAUUGUCCCUAAUCCUUCCACUAUACUUUCUACAAUUCCUGCAACAGUUCGUUAUUUCUCAGUAAUUGACUUAGCAAAUGCUUUCUUUUCUAUUCCUGUACAUCCUGAUUCUCAGUUUUGGUUUGCUUUUACUUUUCAAAACCGCCGUUGGACAUGGACCGUUAUGCCACAAGGUUAUACAGAGGCUCCUUGUGUAUAUGGCCAAGCGCUUGCUCAGAACCUGGAAGGCUUCUGGCCUGACAGGGAAAGUGCAUUGAUACAGUACGUCGACGAUUUAUUACUCUGUAGCGAAACAGAGAAAGCAUGCACACAAGAUACAGAAUCACUGCUCAAGUAUCUUGCUGAAAAUGGGCACAAGGUCUCUAAGGCCAAACUGCAGUUAGUUCAGACCACUGUCAAGUACUUGGGUCAUGACAUCACGUGUGGUACCAGAGCUCUGUCAAAAGACCGCAUAACCACCAUCCAAAACUUGCCCAGACCGGUCACAAAACAACAGGUUAUGUCUGUAUUGGGCAUUUUAGGUUACUGUCGACAAUGGAUUUUAAAUUUCUCUGAAAGAGCACAGCCUUUACAAAAUCUAGCUAACACUGCUGACCUUCCUCUUUCUGGUCGCAUACAGUGGAAUGAGCAGGCUGAGAAGGCUCUUAGUGAUUUCAAGAGCGCACUGAUUUCUGCCCCAGCUUUGGGUCUCCCUGACUAUUCUCGUCCAUUCACUUUGUUCGUGGACGAAAAGGGGGGAUACAUGAAUGCAGUUCUAACACAAUUGCACGGGGACAAACAAAGGCCAAUAGCCUAUUUUUCGAAAAAAUUGGAUCCAGUGGCUACAGGACUUCCAACUUGUCUCAGAGCAGUAGCAGCCACAACAGAAGCUGUGCUAGCCAGUACAGAUAUAGUGCUCAUGAGCCCCCUAACAGUAAAGGUGCCUCACGCCGUACACUCCAUUUUAGUACAGGCUAAAACCUCACAUCUCACUACUGCUAGGGCAAUACACUAUCAAAAUGUACUCUGUACCCUGUCAAAUGUCACAAUUGAAAGGUGCACCACCUUAAAUCCAGCUACUCUUCUUCCAACUGAAGAAGAGGGGGAGCCCCACAACUGUCAUGACGAAAUAACUAAAGUCUUAAAACCCAGACCAGACCUGCAGGAAACACCCUUAGAAAUUGGGGAGAUAAUUUUUGUGGAUGGAUGUUCCUUACGAUUGGAAAAUGGAACACCCUCAACCAGCUAUGCAGUGGUCAAAGGUGACCACCUGCUGGAAGCAAACCGAAUUUCUUCAAGUUUUAGUGCACAAGCAGCUGAAUUAAUAGCUCUUACCCGAGCUUGUCAGUUGUCAGAAGGAAAAGUCAUAACAAUCUAUACUGAUUCCAGGUAUGCCUUUGGAGUCUGCCAUGAUCAUGGAGCAUUAUGGAAAUUGAGGGGAUUUAAGACCAGUACUGGCAAACCUAUCCAACACCAAAAAUUAGUAGAAUCCCUCUUAGAAGCCAUAACCAAACCAUCAAAACUGGCAAUAGUGAAAUGCCAGGCCCAUACUGGGAAACAGGACCCUGUUAGCAAAGGAAACGAAUUAGCUGAUCACUUUGCUGAACAGGCUGCUUAUAAUAACGCACCAAUCUCUUUAUUUUUACAGAAAGAUGACAAAGACCCUGAUAAUCAAAUUAUCUCUUUACAGAGCGCAGCCACGGACAGAGAAAAGAGAAAAUGGUUCAAAGAAGGAUCCCUCUCUAAUGGGGUCUGGACCCAUAAGCAAAAUAACAAACCUUUCCUCCCAAAGGCUUCUUUUCCAGGUAUGGCAAAAGUCGCACAUGGCCUGGACCACGCUGGAAAGGAUGCAAUGGUUCAAGAUGUCGAGAGACAUUGGGAAGCUGUAGGCUUCUCUACAUAUGCAGACGCUGUGCAUUAUGUCAAAAAUUUAAUGUAGGAAAGGGUACCCAGGUAAGUCCCGCCGUCACACCUAACCCAAUGGGUCCAUUCGAACAUCUCCAAAUGGACUUCAUUGAACUGACACCAUCAAAAGGGUACCGAUACUGUUUGGUAAUUGUUGAUGUGUUCUCCCGAUGGGUGGAAGCUUUCCCUUCCAAACAUGCAGAUGCCAAAACUGUGGCAAAAGCCUUAAUAAAAGAAAUCAUUCCAGGAUGGGGAAUACCACAAAAAUUGCAGACUGAUACUGGUAGUCAUUUUGUGAACUCUGUAAUAAAUGAAUUGACCACUUGGCUCCAGAUAAAUGUACAUCAUUACUGCAAGUACCAUCCCCAAAGUGGAGGUAUUGUAGAGAGGUGCAACGGCACCCUAAAAUCUAAAUUGGCAAAAAUCUGUGAGCAGACAAAUUUAACCUGGCCAGAUGCUUUACCCCUGGCCUUGAUGGGAUUAAGAGGGAGGACACACCGACAAUUAGGGCUGUCGCCAUUCGAAAUUCUGACCGGACGGCCCAUGCCUGUUGGCAUGGUCAUUGGUAAUGUCAAUCUGCAUACUGUGGACAAUGAUCUUCUCUCCAGUCUUACAGGUCUCCGAGCCUCCCUGAAGGAAGUCCACGAGCAGGUUAAUCAGGCCUGGAGAACCAGUCCUCCAUCAAAGGACUCCCUGAUUCCUCUGGGAACCUGGAUCCUGGUUAGAGAUACUCGAAGGAAGCACUGGCAUCAGCCUCGUUGGAGGGGACCAUUCCAAGUGCUGCUAUCUACACCACAUGCAGUUAAGGUCGAAGGACUGCCUGCCUGUAUACACGCCUCACAUUGCAAGAAAUGGCACUCUUGACUCUAUUACUGAUUCAUCCCUCUUCCCAAUAACAUUUCCAUUAGUUGGUUUAUCUCCCACGUCACCGCCCGUGCUGAUGUUUAGUGGAUGUGCCGAAGAUCUAAAUUACUGGACAUCCUCCCACCUGAAUGGACUGGUACCUGUACCCCUAUACAAUUGGUCAUGCCCUUUCGUCUCCUUCCUUUAAAUGGCCAACAACUUCCAUCCUCUCCCCAUCCCCAUCGUGCUCGCAGAUCCUUAACAUCAUUUGCAAAUUUCUCAUUACAUGGUCCAGGUGUGUAUAUUGACUCAAUAGGUGUGCCUAGAGGUGUUCCUAACAAAUUCAAAGCCAGAGAUCAAGUAGCUGCUGGUUUUGAAUCUCUUUUUCCCAUAAUCACCAUAAAUAAAAAUGUGGAUUGGAUAAAUUAUUUAUAUUACAACCAACAGCGUUUUCUAAAUUUUACUAAAGAAGCUGUUGAAGGAAUACAUGAGCAAUUAGAUAAAACCUCUCUUAUGACCUGGCAAAAUCGCCUAGCACUAGAUAUGCUUCUAGCCGAAAAAGGUGGUGUGUGUGCUAUGUUUGGAGAUGCUUGCUGCACGUACAUUCCAAAUAAUACUGCCCCUGAUGGCUCUAUCACCCGUGCCCUCGCUGGUCUGACUGCUCUCUCCCUGGAAUUGGCUGAAAACUCAGGCAUUGAUACCCCUCUUGAUGAGUGGUUUAUAUCCACAUUUGGCUCUUGGGGCCAAUGGUUCAAAUCCAUUUUUGUUUCCCUUUUAGUUGCUUUAGCUAUUAUUCUUUUGGUUUGCUGUUGUCUUAUUCCAUUAAUUCGUCAUUUUAUCCAAAAGCUUUUUUCUGCCUCUAUGACUAAAGCCUAUUUCCUCCACACAGAACGCAUGAAUUUUCUCUCCCAAUCUAGAUCAUGUUCUUAGACUACUCUCGAUCAAGAUUGUUUGGUUUGAACUAUUCUUUGUUCAAAAAGGGGGGAAUGUGGAAUAAUAAAAAUCUGAAUCAAUGUAUUAAAUAAAAGUUGAACAAAUAAUCUUGGGCUGAGGGCUUUUUACCCAGUCCAAGGGAGGGGAAGAAGAUUUGGGGACUACGCCUUAGUGCAAUGAAUAUUUGGGUAAACAAGUUUAAAGAAAACGCCUUGGUGAUUACUAUCUGUGUGUAUUUGAGUGUAUAAAAAUAUAUAUAAGAAAGUGUAUAUGUAUAUUGUAUUUGCAAGUAUAAGAGUUCUGUGAGUUAAAUUAUAUGAAAUGCAUUGAGAUUGUGAUGAAGGAAAGUUAAGGAUAUUAAGCAUUAGAGCCUAAAUAUAUAAAAUAGCCAUAAGAUUAAUAAAAGAAAUAAAUAAAGGGUGGAUCAGCUUUUAGGGACCGCACCCUGUCCUAGUUAGCAAAAGCAGAAGUUCAUUCCACUUCUAAGGGAAGGCUACUUGUAAAGGUGCAAAAAUGAGAUAACUAUGUGUACGUACUUAAGAGGAAAUAAAAGCCGGUUUGGAAAACCGCAAAGGGCCUCCUGUGACGUGGAUGCUGUCAGUGACAAACUGUCAGCAUUCUGCAGCGGGUCUCUGCUCACCAAGAAAGAUCAAGAAAUAAUAAAAGAAGUUGUUUUGUUUGAA